Girardinichthys multiradiatus is the source of this 892-nucleotide messenger RNA. RefSeq lists its product as uncharacterized. The record is from RefSeq and is a predicted model, not a curated record. The transcript is spliced from 5 exons. NCBI's taxonomy places the organism in Eukaryota, Metazoa, Chordata, Actinopteri, Cyprinodontiformes, Goodeidae. The coding region runs from base 164 to 868 and encodes 234 amino acids.
AAUGUUUCAAUCUCUCUGAAGGUCUGAGGAACACUAGAAGUUCUUUCUCCAGUUUCUGUUGGUUUAACUGUUCCAGCCCCAGACUGGUUAACUGGGCAGCUCCCAGUGUGAAGCUGGCAUUAAUGUGAUCAGACUGCAUCGUGCUGGGACCAUAAAGAAACUGAUGAUUAUUUUAACAGCUGUGCUGGAUGGAAACAAGGAUCAUCACUUCUAUAAAGAACCUGGCAGCUCACUCACAGUCAUCUGUUCCUUUGGUUCCUCUGGAAGAACAAAGUCCUUCUGCAGAGGAGGAUGUAGAGAAGAAGAGGUUCUUGUUCAGACAGAUGGAGACAGAGCUCAGAGAGGCAGAUACAGCAUUGAAUAUGAUGCAGGACCAGCCUCAGGAGCAGUUCUGUUGGUGACCGUCACACAUCUGACCCAGUCUGACUCAGGACGGUACAGAUGUAGGAUGGACAAAACCUUAUUAGCAAAUUUAUUCAGAGAUUUCAGCAUCACUGUUACAGAAGGGGUUGACCCAUGGACCUCCACACCAACAACAGCACAGAGGUUCAUCUCCAGUUCAAAUGUUCCUCUGAUUGUUGGUCUGACUCUGGCCAUCACUGCUGUCCUGUUCUCAGCAGCUCUGCUGGUUUCCUGGAGGAGAAGAUCUCUGAGAGCCUCAUCUUUAGUUCAAUCAACUGCUCCUCAUGGCACAGUAGCUGUAGUUUGUUCUACAGACAUGGAGAACAGAGGAAGUUCAUCUGGAUCAAGCAUUGAGAAAGUCACCUAUAAUAACCCUGCUGUUAAGGACCUCUCCUACCAGAACCUCAGUUCUGACACCAGAGACCAGAACCAAAUCUAUUGCACACUUACGGUGUCUCAGGAAUAAGUUUGUGAUGGAGCAGAUCUCCGG